Molecule: messenger RNA, 1092 nt
Organism: Apiotrichum porosum
Lineage: Eukaryota; Fungi; Basidiomycota; Tremellomycetes; Trichosporonales; Trichosporonaceae
Exons: 3
Coding region: 1-1092 (363 amino acids)
Molecular function (GO): oxidoreductase activity
Source: RefSeq, a predicted model, not a curated record
AUGUCCGUCUCGCGCGAGCUCCUCAUCCAGCACGUCGAGGGCAAGCCUGGAAAGGUCUACUACCCCCUCAUCAUCCGCGAGUCGCCCGUUCCGACACCUGCCGCCGGCGAGGUCCUCGUGCGCUACAAGGCCGCAGCUCUCAACCACCGCGACCUCUUCAUCCGCCAGAGCCUGUACCCCGGUAUCGACUUUAACAAGGCCCUGCUCGCGGACGGCUAUGGCGUGGUCGUGUCUGUCGGCAGCGGUGUGAGCCGCGUCAAGGUCGGCGACCCCGUCAUUGCCGCGCCGAUGAGGGGAUGGGCGAGCGACCCCGUUGGUCCCGAGGGCAGCGAGUUCCAUGUCUCUGGCGGCACCAAGGCAUCGGACUCUGGUACCGGCCGCGACUAUGGACUCCUCAGCGAGGACGACGUCGAGCCGGCCCCGGCGCACCUGACAGCCGUCGAGGCCGCCGCGCUCCCCCUCGUGGGCCUGACGGGCUGGCGCGCGCUCGUGACCAAGUCGGGCGCCGCGGCUCCGGGCAAGAACAUUCUCGUGACCGGCAUUGGCGGCGGUGUCGCGCUCAUUGUCCUCCAGCUGGCGGUCGCGCACGGCGCCAACGUCUACGUCACGUCCGGCUCGCCCGACAAGCUCGAAAGGGCCAAGCAGCUCGGCGCAAAGGGCGGCGUGUCGUACAAGUCGGACACGUGGGAGAAGGAGCUCAAGGCCCAGCUGCCCAAGGACCGUCCCUUCCUGGACGCGAUCAUCGACGGCGCCGGCGGCGCCAUUGUCAGCAAGGGCGUCAAGCUCCUGCGCACCGGCGGCGUCAUCUCGCAGUACGGCAUGACCGUCGGCCCCAAGAUGGACUGGCUCAUGAGCGCCGUCCUCGCCAACAUUGACCUGCGCGGCGUCACCAUGGGCUCGCGCCAGGAGUUUAGGGACAUGCUCAAGUUUGUCGGCGAGCACAAGAUCAAGCCCGUGAUCAGCAAGACCGUCAAGGGCCUCGACAACCUCGACGCCAUUGAGGGCCUCUUCAACGACAUGCAUGAGGGCAAGCAGUUUGGCAAGCUCGUCAUUGAAAUUGACAGUGCGGUCGACACACCAUCGCGGCUCUGA